Messenger RNA from Neltuma alba, 1144 nucleotides. RefSeq names its product probable glutathione S-transferase parA. Gene Ontology annotation, molecular function: glutathione transferase activity. Gene Ontology annotation, cellular component: cytoplasm. NCBI's taxonomy places the organism in Eukaryota, Viridiplantae, Streptophyta, Magnoliopsida, Fabales, Fabaceae. The record is from RefSeq and is a predicted model, not a curated record. Bases 152 to 826 code for a protein of 224 amino acids. Gene Ontology annotation, biological process: glutathione metabolic process. The transcript is spliced from 2 exons.
UUGUUAAUGCACAACAACUCAAGCUUGUCAAUCUCGCACUCUAUAAAUACUCCCCCCCAAAACCUCUCUCACAUACACACAGGCACUUACAGAAACAGAUAAUUUAAUAAAUCAUUUUAUAGUUUAUCUUCAUAUUCUGUUCACAACGCGAAUGGCUCAUCAUCAGGAGCAGGACAAUGUAGUUUUGUUGGAUUUUUGGCCAAGCUCUUAUGCAAUGAGGGUGAAGAUUGCUUUGGCCGUGAAGGGCCUUGCAUAUGAAUGCAAGCAGGAAGACCUGCAGGCCAAAAGCUCUAUGCUUCUGGAGAAGAAUCCAGUUCACAAAAUGAUCCCAGUUAUGAUUCACAAUGGAAAUCCCAUCUGUGAGUCCUUGAAUAUUGUUCAGUACAUUGAUGAGACCUGGAACCAUGAGCCACUCCUUCUUCCCUCUGAUCCUUAUCAGAGAUCCCAAGUCAGGUUUUGGGGUGAUUACAUAGACAAUAAUGUAUACAGAAUAGGAAAGAAAGUAUGGACAAUGAAAGGGAAAGAACAAGAAGAAGGGAAAAAAGAGUUCAUAGAGUGCCUCAAGAGGCUUGAAGGACAGCUUGGGGAGAAGGCUUAUUUUGGAGGGGAGAAGCUAGGGUAUGUGGAUGUCGCUCUAGUUCCAUUCACCAGCUGGUUCUAUACCUACGAGACAUUUGGGAAUUUAAGCAUAGAAGGAGAGUGUCCAAAGCUCGUGGCUUGGGCCAAGAGGUGCAUGGAAAGCCAGAGUGUGGCUAAAUCCCUGCCUCACCCUCACAAAGUCCAUGAAUUUGCCAUUCAAUUUAAGAAGAGAAAUGCGUUGGAAUAAGGAGGAAAGAAGGCAUGCUUUGUACUCAAAGGAUAGUCAUUGAACCAGUAUUUUUUAUCCAUUACUACUAGUGUCCGUCCGCCAAAAUAAACAAUGCGAUCGUGCGAACAGUCAUUAAUAUCUGUGUUUCAUUUUUUCGCUGUUUGUUUGUUAUGCUGCUGUUUUUGGUCAAGUACUUCAUGCAUUUUGUAUUCAUGGAGCUUGGAACAAUAAAGGUGCCUUGAUCUGUGACACAAAUUUUUCCAUUCUCAAUCCCAUCUGUAUCGACCCUUUCUAUUUAUGAGAUCUUGUUUUUAAAUCGAAAAACAAAUCUUUCAA